AUGACUGCAUCCACCCAUGUAUUUUCUCAACUCUCACUUUGCGGAAAAGUCGCUGUUGUGACGGGAGGGGCACAGGGAUUAGGCUACGAGAUGAUGCUUGCUCUUGCUGAAGCAGGUGCCGAUGUUGCCUGUAUAGACUUACAAGUUGAAAACGGUGCAAAGGCUGUUUCAAAGAUUGAAACGGAAUGCAAAAUCAAGGGAAGCAGCUGGGGAUGUGAUGUGACCAACGAAGAAGACGUUGCCAGAGUCUUCGAUCAAAUCGAGGAGCACCAUGGACGAAUCGAUAUUCUUGUGGCAGCAGCUGGCAUAAACCAUGUAUGCCCAUCGCUCGAAUACUCAGCUCAGGGCGUUCGCAAGAUCUUGGAUGUCAAUGUGGCUGGCACGUUUAAUUGUAUGCAGCAAGCGGCAAAGCACAUGAUCCUUAAAAGUAUUCAAGGUUCCAUCAUUGCUAUUGCAUCCAUUUGUGCUCAUGUUGCCACUCGUCCUCAAACUCACAUACCCUAUAAUGCUAGCAAAGCUGCUGUGCAUCAAUUGACAAAAUCGCUUGCAUGUGAGUGGGCUCCUCAUGGUAUCCGUGUUACGUCUAUUUCUCCUGGUUACUUUGAUACAGCCAUGAAUGCACAAAACAUCCGCCAAAUGGGCGAACAAGGUGUCAAAACAAAGCAAACAUGGGAAGCUGAGACACCGCUUGGUCGAAUGGGCAAACCACACGAGCUUAAAGGAGCAGUCGUAUUCCUUGCUUCCGAUGCUGCUGCUUAUAUGACAGGCACAGACAUCGUGGUUGAUGGUGGUUAUACGUCUUGGUAG
This is a messenger RNA of Lichtheimia ornata, 807 nucleotides long. RefSeq lists its product as uncharacterized. Bases 1 to 807 code for a protein of 268 amino acids. Gene Ontology annotation, molecular function: oxidoreductase activity, acting on the CH-OH group of donors, NAD or NADP as acceptor. NCBI's taxonomy places the organism in Eukaryota, Fungi, Mucoromycota, Mucoromycetes, Mucorales, Lichtheimiaceae. The record is from RefSeq and is a predicted model, not a curated record. The transcript is spliced from 4 exons.